This is a messenger RNA of Daucus carota subsp. sativus, 1821 nucleotides long. Its product is annotated as cysteine proteinase RD21A. Gene Ontology annotation, molecular function: cysteine-type endopeptidase activity. The coding region runs from base 204 to 1559 and encodes 451 amino acids. Gene Ontology annotation, cellular component: lysosome. The transcript is spliced from 5 exons. Lineage: Eukaryota; Viridiplantae; Streptophyta; Magnoliopsida; Apiales; Apiaceae. The record is from RefSeq and is a predicted model, not a curated record.
AUUUCCAUGUCUCGAAAGAACAGAAUUUGAUGUCAACAACGAAACGAACUUUCAAACUCGUUCCCCAAUCCCACCACGGAAACCAAAACGACAACAAUCCUCCAUACAUAAACAGACAAGACCCCUGAUUCUACACAACACAAUGCACGAUUCUUCCUCCACAACAAUGUCUCCUCCUCUUCUUCUCCUUAGCCUCGUUUCUCAUGCUCUCCUCGGCCUCCGACAUGUCAAUCAUAACCUACGACGAAACCCACGGCCUAAACUCCCCUCCUCUCCGGACCCACGACCAACUUUUGUCUCUCUACGAGUCUUGGCUAGUGAAGCAUCACAAAAACUACAAUGCCCUCGGGGAAAAAGAGACCCGGUUCGGGAUUUUUAAGGAUAAUGUGGGGUUCGUUGAUCGACAUAAUAGCAUGCGGAAUCAGAGUUAUAAGCUUGGUUUGAACAAGUUUGCUGAUCUUACUAAUGAUGAGUAUAGGUCAUUGUAUUUGAGUGGGAAGAUGAUGAAGAGGGAGAGGAAGAAUGAGGAUGGUUUUAGAAGUGAUCGCUUCGUGUUUGAGGAUGGUGAUCACUUGCCUGAAUCUAUUGAUUGGAGGGACAGAGGGGCUGUGGCUCCUGUCAAGGAUCAAGGCCAGUGUGGAAGUUGCUGGGCAUUUUCAACUGUAGGUGCGGUUGAGGGGAUCAAUAAAAUUGUAACAGGUGAGCUAAUUUCUCUCUCAGAGCAAGAGUUGGUGGAUUGUGACAAUGGCUAUAAUCAGGGAUGCAAUGGUGGACUCAUGGACUAUGCAUUUGAGUUUAUUGUUAAAAAUGGUGGCAUUGAUACCGAGGAUGAUUAUCCUUACAAAGGUGUUGAUGGCCUAUGUGAUCAGAAUCGGAAAAAUGCCAAGGUUGUGACUAUCAAUGGGUAUGAAGAUGUUCCCCACAAUGAUGAGAAGUCACUGAAGAAGGCUGUCGCACACCAACCAGUCAGUGUUGCAAUUGAAGCAGGAGGCAGGGCAUUUCAGCUAUAUGAAUCGGGUGUGUUUACUGGCCAAUGCGGAACAGAAUUAGACCAUGGUGUUGUGGCAGUUGGAUAUGGCUCAGCAAAUGGUAAAGAUUAUUGGAUAGUUAGGAACUCAUGGGGUCCCGACUGGGGAGAAAGUGGUUACAUUAGGUUGGAGCGUAAUGUGGCCAGUACCAGCACUGGAAAGUGUGGAAUAGCAAUGCAGGCUUCUUAUCCUACAAAGACUGGUGAUAAUCCUCCGAAACCAGGACCAUCACCUCCUUCCCCAGUGAAGCCCCAAACAGUCUGCGACGAUUACUACAGUUGUCCUGAGUCAACAACAUGCUGCUGUCUCUACGAGAUUGGUCAAUACUGCUUUGGUUGGGGAUGCUGCCCUCUUGCAUCAGCCACCUGCUGUGAUGAUCACUAUAGCUGCUGCCCGCAAGAGUUUCCUGUUUGUGACAUUGAUGCUGGAACAUGCCUAAUGAGCAAGGACAAUCCUAUAGGAGUAAAAGCGUUGGUGCGGAGACCUGCAACUCGUAGCCAUAACAGGAUGACACAUUCUUGCAACUCGUAGGAACAACAGGAUGACACAUUGGCGCUGAGAAAUAGUAGAUGAUCUGAACUUGAAGUCUUGAACUCUAUAAUCUUUGAUUAGUUGGGUUUUUGAAAAUUACAACUUUGUGAGUAUUCUCGAUUUAUAGGAAUUGCAGAUAUAUUUACUUCAAAUUUUGUUGUAUUCCAAGAUCAGGAAAGAACAAAAAGAAACUCCAUGUGUUUUAUUUCUCGAGUUUUCUCAAGAAUGAGUCCGUAUCUGAUAUAAAUAUUUAAAUAUUUGU